This is a messenger RNA of Aegilops tauschii subsp. strangulata, 591 nucleotides long. The record is from RefSeq and is a predicted model, not a curated record. NCBI's taxonomy places the organism in Eukaryota, Viridiplantae, Streptophyta, Magnoliopsida, Poales, Poaceae.
AUGGCAGACGCCCGUCACCGGAGAGGAGGGAGCAGAGCCUGCUGCCGCAUCCAAGGAUGGUCUCCAGGAGAGUCUCCCGCUUCGUGCGCCGGCGACCAGCCGCAAGGGCCCGGCCUGGCCGCGGCGCACGCAUCCACCCGCUGCCGCGCCACCCCCUCACCCCCGAGCCAUGGCAAGGAAGGCCGACCGCGGCCCAGGUCGCCCACGACCCGCGGCGCCAGAGAUGGAUCUGGACAGGCCGCCGUGACGCAGUCGCCGCCACCAACAUCGAGCCCGCACCACCGUCGCGCCGCCCGUCGCAUCGCCGUCACGCGCCGACGCCGGCCCAUGCCGGCGCGCCGCCGAGCUGCCGCGCCCAGCGCUGAGUGCCACAUCCGGCCGGAGGGGCCGGCCCGCGCCGAAUCCCCCGGCGGAGACGAAACGGCCCCGCCGCCGCCAGCGACGAGCGGACUUCGCCCGCUCGCGCCCUCCGGCGGCGGCGAGGGAGGUGGAGAGGAGGAGGGGGGACCGGCGGCGGUGCAGCUAGGGUUGCCCCCCGACGCCCACGGGAGCGUCGCGGGAGGGAGAGAGGGGAACACCCCAUGCAGAUGA